AUGAGUAGUACUUUUCAGGUUUAUCCGCCCUCGCUCAUCCGACUUCUUUGCUCUCCCUACACGGUAAACUAUGUCGACUCAUACCCACGCAAGCAUAGCCGCAGGCGGUACGUAAAUUGGGGUCCUGACUCUCUACAUCUUGGCUUGCAGCCAAUUGAGUCGAACUAUCUUCACAGUCUUCGCAGCCUGAGAAUCACUGCUACGUCCACUUCGUUCCCGAGGAGUUCCAUUCAGGCUGCUUUGCCUGGACUGCCUCAAUUUUCGACUGAUUCUUCUGUGCCAUCUACUAACAGUUUGGCCACCACCACCGUUGCUGUUACCUGCAGUGAAUUCAGCACGAGCUGCAAUACCCUUGAUUUGUCAGCUAGUGUUGCUGAUGGUGAUUAUAGCUGCAACCAUAGGCUUGGACUAAGCCAUGUGGCCAAACGAUACCCCUGCUCAAAUGAACAUGCAGCCCUAAAGGGUGGGUUGGCAGAUAAGUCUUGUAUCAAAUGGAUGACUAAACUAGUAGUUUAA
Molecule: messenger RNA, 516 nt
Organism: Protopolystoma xenopodis
Lineage: Eukaryota; Metazoa; Platyhelminthes; Monogenea; Polystomatidea; Polystomatidae
Source: the annotation of a GenBank genome assembly